GCCAGCUCCGCGCUCCGCCAGUGCCGCUCCAAACGGACCGAAGCCUCGACGCGACGCGGAUCCACAUCCUCUUAGACGACGCGGAGUGCGAGAAGCAAGACCCCCGCCCCGCCCCGACGCCCAGCUGCACCGCCACUGUCCGUCCAGUCCAGCUGAUACCGUCUCGAAGAUGUUGGCGUCGUGUGCUCGCCUCCGCGGUGGCGCCGUGCUCGGCCCGCUCCCGGCGCUCCCCGCGGUCCUGGCCCCCGCCGCCCCCGCCCUCGCGGCCCCCGCGGCCCCCGCCGCCCCCCGCCAGCCGCGGCGCGGCCUGCACGCCAUCUACGCCGUCAAGAGCAAGCGGCACGCGUCGUCGGUCUUGCCGCCGCCGACGCAGCCCGGGCGCACGGCCCUCUACGACUUCCACGUGGAGCACAACGGCAAGAUGGUGCCCUUCGCCGGCUUCGUGCUGCCCGUGCAGUACGGCGCCGUCAGCAUCGGCGACUCGCACCUCCACACCCGCGCCGCGGGCAGCGCCUCGCUGUUCGACGUGUCGCACAUGCUGCAGACCGAGGUGCACGGCAAGGACCGCGCCGCCUUCAUGGAGUCCCUCACCACGGCCGACGUGCAGGGCCUGGCGCCGGACUCGGGCACGCUCACCGUGUUCACGGACCCCACGACGGGCGGCAUCCUGGACGACCUGAUCGUGUGCAGCACGUCGGAGGGCAAGCUGUUCGUGGUGUCCAACGCGGGCCGGCGGCAGCACGACCAGAAGCUCAUGCUGCAGGCCGAGGAGAGGCUGCGCGCCGCCGGCAAGGACGUCACCCUCCGGUUCAUGGAGCCCGAGGAGCAGUCCCUGCUCGCGCUGCAGGGCCCGGGCGCCGCCAAGGCCCUGGCCCCGCUGCUGGAGGGCGCCGACCUGGACAAGCUCUACUUCAUGCGCACCGUGUCCGCCAAGGUGGCCGGCGUGCCGUGCCGCGUCACGCGCUGCGGCUACACCGGCGAGGACGGCGUCGAGAUCUCCAUGGCCUCGGAGCACGCGCUGAAGGUGGCGCAGGCCCUGCUGGACGCCAAGACGGCCGCGGUGCAGCUGGCCGGCCUCGGCGCGCGCGACUCCCUGCGCCUGGAGGCGGGCCUCUGUCUGUACGGCAGCGACAUCGACGCCACCACCACGCCCGUGGAGGCCGGCCUGGCCUGGCUCGUGGCCAAGCGACGCCGCGAGGCCGCCGACUUCCCCGGCGCGUCCGUCAUCCUGAAGCAGCUCAAGGAGGGCACGCUGCGGCGCCGCGUCGGCCUGGUGCCCGUGGAGCGCGGCCCGCCGGCGCGCGGCCACACCGCCAUCUACGCCAAAGGCAAGGAGGCUGAGGACGCCAUCGGCGAGGUGACGUCGGGCUGCCCGUCCCCGUCGCUGGGCCACUCCAUCGCCAUGGGCUACGUGCAGACGCCGCACAACAAGGUGGGCACCGAGGUGCACCUCCUGGUCCGCAACAAGUACGUCCGCGCCAAGGUCACCAAGAUGCCCUUCGUGCAGGCGCACUACUACAUGCCGCCCAAGUGAGGCCGCCCCGCCCGGCCCCGCCCGGCCACGCCAACAAGUGCCUGCUCCUCAAGCCUAACAGUGCGGGAGCGACUGAAUCGUCUGUGAUCUAGUAGCGAAUGGUGGACCGUAGUGCACCAUUUCGCUCUCUUCCUUCUGAUUGACUUUGCGUUCGCGCCGCCAGCGCCACACCGGACUGCUACCCCCGCCACCUGUUUUUGUAUUCUAAGUCAACAAACGCGUAGAAUAAGUCCUUGUACAUAGUCGAUUAUUUCUAAGUUUCUAAGCUAAACCGAAUCGGAAAAAAUAAGAGGAUUGUCUCAUGCGAGUGAUGUUUGAUGUUCGCGUAAAACCGUUUUGCAUUAUAUGUUUUUCUAAAAAAAGAGAAGAAAA
Molecule: messenger RNA, 1906 nt
Organism: Thrips palmi
Lineage: Eukaryota; Metazoa; Arthropoda; Insecta; Thysanoptera; Thripidae
Product: aminomethyltransferase, mitochondrial
Exons: 4
Coding region: 170-1534 (454 amino acids)
Biological process (GO): glycine catabolic process
Cellular component (GO): mitochondrion
Molecular function (GO): protein binding; aminomethyltransferase activity
Source: RefSeq, a predicted model, not a curated record